This is a messenger RNA of Gambusia affinis (western mosquitofish), 2882 nucleotides long. RefSeq lists its product as uncharacterized. The coding region runs from base 629 to 1285 and encodes 218 amino acids. The transcript is spliced from 5 exons. Lineage: Eukaryota; Metazoa; Chordata; Actinopteri; Cyprinodontiformes; Poeciliidae. Gene Ontology annotation, molecular function: protein binding. The record is from RefSeq and is a predicted model, not a curated record.
UCAGGACAAUCUGAGGUGAAGAUUGUCCUCCAGCUGUUGCCUCCGAUAUAACAUCUGUUGGUACAGUUUGUUCCCAGUGAGAAAUACUGGGAGCAGCAGCUCCUGAUGGAUGGGAUCUGGAACCGCUGACAGCUCCCCGGUGAGACGCUGGCUUCCUUCUCACAUAGUGACGGCUCAAACCCUACAAACAGAAAAUAACCCCACUAGCCGGCAUCUGGACUGGGGAUCAGUUUAAUCGUUAGCAGCCAUUCUUUCUCGGUUAAAAGGACUCCAAAGGGCACAGGGCUGCACGUUUCUUUCACCCUCAUUUGUCUUUAAGAAAUACAGAUUUAUCAUCAUUUAAUACGACGGAGGCGUGUCCCUCCUGCACAUGCUCAGUGCGAGUGUAUGCAAACAUGCUGGAAUGGUUGGGAUGUCCUCGGUACUUCAGCCCGGUUCCCAGUAAAAAGUAUCACGAGUUUCAAGUGACGGGAUCGUCCUUUUUUUGGGACGGUUCCAUCCGAUCCGACAAAAAAAACUCGGCUCAUCCAUCUGCCCCUCCUCACUCAUCAGAAGUUGAUAAAGGUGAGCCCUGGAGUUACCAGGAAGCACUUUGACAAGAGCUGCACGCCAGGAGCCAAACAGAACCAUGCCGGUCCCCAAGAAAGCAGGGAAAAAAGGAAGCAACGCUGCAGAAGAGAAGCUGCCGCCGUAUGAGCCAAAUAUCCCGGAACCAACUACCAGAGCUGACUUCAUGAAAUACUGGUUCCCCGUCUCUCUGGAUGACAAAACAGCACAGAAGCUGCUGUGGAUUUCUGAGGGCAGCACCAAAGUGACUCGUACCUCGGACACAGUCUGCCCUUAUCCCAACAGGCCUGAAAGAUACCAGGACUCACCACAGGUGCUGUGUAAGGAGGGCUUGAUGGGCGUCCGAGGCUACUGGGAGGUGGAUUACGACGGCUGGGUGGUGAUCGGUGUGGUGGCGGAGAGUGCGCCCCGUAGAGGCCAGGAGGUGCCCUGCGGUCUCGGGGAGAACAAAGGCUCCUGGGGGGUCGGCUGGUCCGGUUCCUGCUACCAGGUCUGGCACAACGGCGAGAACAUCGACAUCCAGCUGCCGGUAUCCCCCACCAUAGGCGUCUACGUCGAUCUGCCGGCCGGCAUCAUCUCCUUCCUGUCGGUGGAGGGAGACUCCGAGAAGGAGGUGCGGCUGAUCCACAAGUACAAAGCCAAAUUCGAGGAGAGAAUUUUCCCCGGGUUCUGGAUCGGAACAAAUUCCUUCUGUCUUAUCCGGAAAAAAGAUCAGUGACACUUGAAAGGGGUUGCAAUGGAAACCCAUCCAUGACAUGAAUAAAAAAACAAAAGUCUGCAGGAAGUCAUAAUUUUGACUUUCUAAGUCAUAAUUUUUGAUAUACUGGAGUAAACCUUCAAUGAGAAACUAUUUACAAAUAAUGACUUUAAAUCUCAAAAUUAUGACAUUCAAAGUAGAAAUUAUGACAUUAAAACUCAAAAUGAUGACUUUUAUUCUCAUAAUUAUGACUUCAAAACUCAUAGUUAUGACUUUUCUCUGUCUAUAUUUUCAUAAUUUUAACCCUUAUUCUUGUAAUUAUGACUUUAAAAUUCUAAAUUAUGACUUUUUCUCAUAAUUUUAACUUUCAACUCAUACAAAUGUAACUUGUACAAUUCUGAAUUUUAAAGUCAUAUUUCUAAGACUUUUUACUUUUAUUUUUAUGAUUAUAAAACUCUAAAUUUUACUUCCUGUCUGGCUAUUAUUUUUUGGUUCAUGGCAGAAAUGGGCUUCCAUAGUUGUGGGAAUUGGGCAGCAGUGGUUUUACCAGAAAGUGUUCAUUUAGGUGUGAUUGGAGAAAAACAAGCUUUGAAACACAACUGAAUACUUGGCAACAUGUUUGCAGUUUUUUUUCCUCUCAAUGCAUAAAAACACCUUCAGACCUUCAUUUGUUUUUGUUAAUUUAAGUUAGACCAGAUAAUGUUGGGUGUUUUUAUUACUUUGACCCUGUUAAAUUGUCCUGAAUGUAGUCAAUAAACUAGUUUUCUUCACUGUGCCAGUAUAAAGUCGACACUCAACUGACUUUUUUGUCUGUGCUGGAAUGAGUGCAAACAUGCAACUUUAGUGAUGACAAGAUCAAAACAAAACAAAGACCAUCACUAAUAUUUGGUUAAAAGUUCCUCAGCAAGUUUCCUUUCACUGACCUAUUUCCUUAAAAAAAAAACACACUUCUGGUAUAUUUUCUGCCAAUCAUUCAGGCAGAUUUUGGUUCCUAAAGCUGUGUUUUGGGACAAAUGUUUGUGGGUCUCAACAGCUGAUUUUGUUUGUUAUCUUCUGAUUUAAGUUAUGAAUAUGUGCCAUUCAAUGCCCACCAAUAGAAUAGAAUUGUUAUUUAAUUGGAAAAAUUAACUGCAAUGCUGAUGAAUCAAUACUUUUACCUACAGAUUGUCGGGCGGGAAAUUGGCAAGGUAGGCCCAGAUAACACAGUGCUAGCGAGUGCUAGCUAAUAACACAGUGCUAGCGAGUGCUAGCUAAUAACACAGUGCUAGCGAGUGUUAGCUAAUAACACAGUGCUAGCGAGUGCUAGCUAAUAACACAGGGCUAGCGAGUGCUAGCUAAUAACACAGUUGUAGCGAGUGCUAGCUAAUAACACAGUGCUAGCGAGUGUUAGCUAAUAACACAUUGCUAGCGAGUGUUAGCUAAUAACACAGUGCUAGCGAGUGUUAGCUAAUAACACAGUGCUAGCGAGUGUUAGCUAAUAACACAGUGCUAGCGAGUGUUAGCUAAUAACACAGUGCUAGCGAGUGUUAGCUAAUAACACAGUGCUAGCGAGUGUUAGCUAAUAACACAGUGCUAGCGAGUGUUAGCUAACACGCUGUCCGUAGCCGGAAAAAGAAAA